Molecule: messenger RNA, 1536 nt
Organism: Diprion similis
Lineage: Eukaryota; Metazoa; Arthropoda; Insecta; Hymenoptera; Diprionidae
Product: THAP domain-containing protein 1-like
Exons: 4
Coding region: 136-912 (258 amino acids)
Molecular function (GO): sequence-specific DNA binding
Source: RefSeq, a predicted model, not a curated record
UGGCUUCUUUUCAACUACUUAGACGGGAGGUCUAGAAGCUGAUUAUUCUACGGUCAUUUCAGUGUCAAGAGCUGGAUAACUUAUGGAUUGUUUAAUUCUACGAUAUAUUGUGGAGAAUAUUUGAGUGCAUUUGAGAUGGUAAGCUGUGCCGCCUGUGGAUAUUCGAAAACGCGUAAGAGAAGGGAUGAGCGGAUCACGUUCCAUGUGUUUCCAAAACGUCCGGACAGACGGGACGCCUGGAUUAGGUUUAUGGGCCGAGCUGACUACAAACCAACGCCGUACAGCAGACUCUGUUCCCAACACUUUACUGAUGGUUGCUUUGAUCGUGCUUCUACUGCAAGAGUGCAACUAAACAAUGAUGCUAUACCGACAAUUGGAAUUAGCAGGCUGAAAUACGCUCGGAUGAUGCAGGAUGAAAUUACUGAGCGAUACUUGUCCCCUACAACGGACAGUGAAGACUCAGAUGUCCCCAUUGCUGACAAAGAUCCAUUGUCUAAUUCAGAAACCUCAAUCAAACAAAUCGAGCUUCACAAAGGUCAAAAACCUGGCUCGAGCACAAUAACCCUAGUGAAAUUGGAUCCACGCACUGCUGCGGAACUGAGAAAAAACCUCAAAUCGGUACUGAAAACACCUUUGAGAAGUCUUGCCCCCUCGGAAUCGUUAGAGAACCCAAGCACAGUGAUUAAUCAUGCUGCUGACAGUGGUGACGAGUUGACUUUGCUCAAACAGAGAAUUAAUGAAUUGGAGACCGUUGAUAAACUGAAGACUCGCAAGAUUCAGAACCUGCAGAAUACUAUUGGCAAACAGAAGAGGAAAAUUGAUUCACUCAAUAAACUCUUCAGUGACCUUAAAGAACUCUACAAUUCAACCAGGACAAAAAGUGGAAUGGCAAGAAACGGGCAUGUGGUGUAGCAUAAAAUAGGUGUUGGUACGAAUCAGCAAGGUGGUGAACCAAUUGCUGCUGUCGUACGGAGAUGCUCUGGGGUUCAAAUAUGGUUAAAAUAUUCACUUAAAUCUUUAUGAAUUCAUGCAGCAACAAUUCUCCUUGAAUCGCGUUACCUAUAGGCAUGUAUUUAACAGUCAAAUAAUCGUCUGUGUCGAAUAUUUUAUUUGCGAGAUUGAUUUUAAAAUGUCAAAUUAACGCUAAAACAGCAUUUAGAGGAACUAACUUUUCUAAUAGAGUGUCUCACUCGUAAUAACCCAAUGAGCAUAACUCGGCGUUUUGCGAUUCUUUCGUUACUAUUUAUGAAACUUUAUAUUUGUUGGAAAAAAAGCUAUGUUUUCAAAAUUGCAGGAGUUACAAGCAUGACAGCCGACUAUAAGACCGUGAAUCAUCAGGAAUACUUUUGUGGAGCGAGAAUUCUCAUUGUAUCCUGUAAUACAAAAAUUGAGUAGACGACAAAGGUGUAACAUUAUAUAACACAGAGUUUUAUCAAUAUCAUCGACAUUAGAUUUGAAUGGUAUUUUAGUUUUGAGACGAUAAAAGUGUGGAACUAUGCAUGUACUAGGCCAUUUUCUUACGAAACAAUCGCAUGC